GAACUUGUGCACCAGGGAUGGUUUCUGCACCCGAUACGCUGCAAACAAAACGAGAGCGAAGCGAAGAAGCGCGUCUUCCACGGUUCGUCUCGUCCACUUGCUUGCCUCCUCCUCCCCUCUCCCGCGGGUCUCCUCCAUCCUCCGCCUCUCUUCCCCACGCCGCCACAGCUUCCCGCACUCCAAGGCGCGGCACCAACCAACCGCACCCCCGCGGGAGCUGGCGUGAGCAGGUCUGCGUGCGUGUCGCUAUCUUCCCCCCAUGGCGUGGGUGAUGCACCGGUCGAGCUCGGACGGCGGGUCGAGCAGCGGGUGGUCGGACGCCGCGGCGGCCGUGGUGGCGGCGGCGGAGGAGCGGGCCGGGUGGGAGGUGCGGCCGAGCGGGAUGGUCGUGCAGGCGCGGGACGACGCGGCGGGGUCCGGCGGCGCCCCGCCGAGGCCGCCGCCGCCGCCGGAGAUCAAGGUGCGCGUCAAGUACGGCGGCGCGCGGCACGAGGUGUCCGUGUCCCCCAUUGCCACGUUCGGGCAGCUGAAGAAGCUGCUGGCGCCGAGGACGGGGCUGCAGCCGGCGGACCAGCAGCUGAGCUACCGGGGCAGGGCGCGGGGCAACGCCGAGUACCUGGACGCAUGCGGCGUCAAGAACAAGUCCAAGGUGGCGCUCGCCGAGGACCCCGCCAGCGUCGAGCGCCGCUACAUCGAGCGCCAGAGGAACGCCACGGCCGAGAGCGCCAACCGCGCCAUCGGCGCCGUCGCGCUCGAGGUGGACAAGCUCGCCGAUCAGGUAACUAGCAUCGAGAAAUCGAUUUCCAGAGGGAACAAGGUGCCGGAGGUGCAGAUCACGACGCUGAUCGAGCUGCUGAUGCGGCACGCGGUGAAGCUGGAGAGCAUACCUGCGGCCGGGGACUCCUCUUCGCAGAAGAACAUUCAGACAGAGGCAUGCAUGCGUGCAGGCGAAGCGGGUGCAGAAGUGCGUGGAGACGCUGGACGUGCUCAAGGUGUCCAACGCGCGGCUGCAGGCGGUGGUGGUGACGACCAAAUGGGAGACGUUCGACGCGGCGGCCACCACGACGAAGUGGGAGCUCUUCGACUGAGAUCUGUGCAGUGCAGCAGGGCACUGCAGCCAAGAGGAUACGUGUAUACGUGCAUGGUGUUUUAUUUCCUUGUCUCUCCCGGUUUUAUUUGGUGCACAUUAUUGAAUUCGCGCGUUGUAAUCAAUCAUGUACGGUGAGACGACGACGCUAGGUUAGAACAUGCUAUAAGGGCCGAUCGAAACGACCCCACUGUUAACCGUUUGUAAUCACAGCACCACUCCCAUUCCUCUCGCCCCGGACGACGACGGAGUCGAUCCAUCUGUCCAGCGAUUGAUCCGUCUAUCUAGUCUAACAAAUAAAGGAAAGCGACACCGUUCUUUUUUUUUA
Molecule: messenger RNA, 1415 nt
Organism: Zea mays
Lineage: Eukaryota; Viridiplantae; Streptophyta; Magnoliopsida; Poales; Poaceae
Product: BAG family molecular chaperone regulator 1
Exons: 4
Coding region: 260-1225 (321 amino acids)
Biological process (GO): protein stabilization
Cellular component (GO): cytoplasm
Molecular function (GO): adenyl-nucleotide exchange factor activity; protein-folding chaperone binding
Source: RefSeq, a predicted model, not a curated record